Messenger RNA from Saccostrea cuccullata (small rock oyster), 1069 nucleotides. RefSeq lists its product as uncharacterized. The record is from RefSeq and is a predicted model, not a curated record. The transcript has 6 exons. NCBI's taxonomy places the organism in Eukaryota, Metazoa, Mollusca, Bivalvia, Ostreida, Ostreidae. Bases 1 to 912 code for a protein of 303 amino acids.
AUGGCGCCAUGGCGUAGAGAUGAAGAUUUCCUUCAUAUUCAGAAUGAAUAUCAUAAAGUAGAACAGAAUGUGAGAGCUCUAAAUAUAAAGAUUAGAGAUGAACAAGAUAGAUAUCUAAAGCUAGAUGAGGCCAACAAAGAAAUAGCUAAGGAAAGGGAUGAGUUCAAGGACAGAUUCAGUAAAUUAGCUGGAGCCAAACUGACGGCAGGAAAUGCCCGCAUUCAGGACCUGAGUGACAUCAAUCGACCGCAGAAACUGGGAGAGAAAUACUCGGAACUCUACGACAAUGAGUGGACAGACGCACUGGAGGAAAUUCAGGAGAAUGAAGAUUUAAAUGAAAAAGAGGCUGUGAUGAAAUUACUUGAUUUAUUUAAAUCCUGUGUUUCUUUUUGUCAAAUGAGAGCCGAGGAGCAGGAGAUGAGAUUCAUGUCGGCCGUCAGACAGGCUGUCGAUCUGAACAUGGGAGGGGCGGUGUGUAACGGCUCGGGGGAGGGGCCAGAACAGGAAAGUGAUCGACAUAUUUUAUCACCUAGUGAUUCCAAAAUGCUCAAAGAUUUUCUGAAAGCUAAAGGAGGAACUACACUCACAUAUCUUCAACGGGUGUUCCAGACCGAGUAUCCUACAUAUGCAGAAUCAGGGCCUAAAGUACAGGAAUUCCUAAACCAGAGUAUUGAAGUCUGCUGGUUCUCUGCCAUACAAGAUCCACCAUUAGCCUUCGACUGGAAUUUUCCAGAGGGCUCGGAAAUGAUUGAUAAAUAUGUCAAAGUUUUCACUAAAUCGGGAAGUAAAAUUGACUUUGUUGUUUGGCCCGUUAUGAAGUUACAUGUUGAUGGGGAUGUCCUUUGUAAGGGAGUUAUACAGCCCAUCCCUGAAGGAAAGACAAAGAAAAAGAAAAAAGAUUCAGAAUCUUAAUUACAGGAAUAAUGUAGUUAGUCUGAUUUGUAUUUUGAGGUUAAAAAUGUUUUUUUACAAUGUUAAAGAAUAUAUAGUUUUAAAUGGCUUAUUAUUUUUGUUCAUGUUUUUAAAUUUGUAUCCUGUUGCUAUUGCAGUUUUUUGGUUAGAAUAUAGU